GUGUGAGAGCUGAUAAAUGCGCAUGCGCGGCACCACUGCGACCCCUCUACCGGUUUCCUGCGCGCGCUGCCACGUUUAGUACCGACGGAGUUCAAACCCCUGCAGCAGCGACGUAUAGCAGAAGUAAAGCGAAGCAGCUGCGUGUUUAGGGGACAUCCGAGAGGCUGAAACUCUUAAAAGUACCACAAAGGAGCUGAUAAUGAAGUCGGUGGUCCUGUGCGCGCUCGCGCUGGCGCUCGUAGCCGCGGCUCACAUCCCGGAGGAGGACGAUGUGCUCGUGCUCAACAAGAGCAACCUGGACGAGGCUCUGGAAGCUCACCCCAACAUCCUGGUCGAGUUCUAUGCACCAUGGUGCGGUCACUGCAAAGCCCUCGCUCCAGAAUAUGCCAAAGCAGCAGGAAUCCUCAAAAGCGAGGGUUCGGACAUCCGCCUGGGCAAAGUGGACGCCACGGAGGAGACGGAGCUGGCGCAGGAGUUUGGGGUCCGCGGUUACCCCACCAUCAAAUUCUUCAAAGGUGGAGAGAAGGCCGCGCCCAAGGAGUACUCGGCUGGUCGCCAGGCUGAUGACAUUGUGAACUGGUUGAAGAAGAAGACCGGCCCGGCCGCCGCCCCUCUCAGUGAGGUCACGCAAGCAGAGUCUCUCAUCGCAGACAACGAGGUCGCCGUCAUCGGCUUCUUCAAGGAUUUGGAGUCUGAUGGAGCUAAGACCUUCAUCAAAGCAGCAGAGACCAUUGAUGACAUUCCCUUUGGUAUCACCUCUGAUGAUUCCGUCUUCUCCAAGUUCGAGGUCACUAAGGACGCCGUGGUGCUCUUUAAGAAGUUCGACGAGGGACGGAACACCUUCGACGGCGAGCUCACCAAAGAGAACCUCCUGAUCUUCAUCAAGGCCAAUCAGCUCCCACUGGUCAUCGAAUUCACCGAACAGACGGCCCCCAAGAUCUUCGGAGGAGACAUCAAGUCCCACAUUCUGCUGUUUGUGCCCAAAGCCAGCAAAGACUUCCAGGAGAAGCUGGACCACUUUAAGAAAGCAUCUGAGGGCUUCAAGGGCAAGAUCCUCUUCAUCUUCAUCGACAGCGAGGUGGAGGAUAACCAGCGCAUCUUGGAGUUCUUCGGCCUGAAGAAGGAAGAGUGCCCCGCCCUGCGCCUCAUCACCCUGGAGGACGAGAUGACCAAAUACAAACCCGAGUCUUCAGAGAUCACGGCAGAGAACAUCGUCAGCUUCUGCACGGCGUUCACCGAGGGCAAGCUGAAGCCUCACCUUAUGAGCCAGGACGUUCCUGACGACUGGGACAAGAACCCAGUCAGGGUCCUGGUGGGCAAGAACUUCGAGGAGGUCGUCUUUGACCCCGCCAAGAACGUCUUUGUGGAAUUCUACGCGCCCUGGUGUGGCCACUGCAAACAGCUGGCGCCGAUCUGGGAUCAGCUGGGAGAGAAAUACAAGGACCACGCAGACGUAGUGGUGGCCAAGAUGGAUGCCACAGCCAACGAGAUCGAGAACGUUAAAGUCCACAGUUUCCCCACGCUCAAGUUCUUCCCAGCAGGAGACGAUCGCAAGAUCAUUGACUACAGUGGAGAGAGAACGUUGGAGGGCUUUACAAAGUUCCUGGAGAGCGGAGGAAAGGAGGGUGGAGCACCAGCUGGAGAUGACGUCGAUGAUGAUGAGGUCAGUGAUUUGGACAAUGAGGACAUCGACGAUGUCGACACAGAUGGAGAUGGACACGAUGAGUUAUAAGGUCAGGAGAGAGAGAGAGAGCGAGAGAGAAGAGAGAGAGAGAGAGAGAGACGAACCCCUUCACCAACCACCACUUCCACUACUCUAAGCCCUCUCUGUCCCAGGAACCUGCAAACUUCUCCCAAACAACCAUAUAGACUUUUUUUUUUACACCACGAUGGAUGACCAUGAAGAAGAAAACACCGUUUUAGGAAGGAACUGAACGGAGACCCAACUAUUGAGCCUCGUUUUGGCAUUAAAGCUUUCUCCUGUCUGAUAGUUAGCAUCUGGAAGGUUCUACCAGGGGUCUCGAUGUUUAAAUUGGGAGUUUGAGUUUGGUGGCUGGGACAGACAGCUCCAUCACAGGGCGUCGGGUGUUUAAGAAAAAAAAUACAGUACAUUCUCACGUAAAUCAAACACAGAUGUAGCUGAGACCAAGCUUCCUGUUUUCCUUUUUUUUUUUUUUUUCCCCCUUGUGUGCAUUUUUUUUUUCUUCCCCUUCUUCUAUUACCAUUAAUACAUAGCUACUGAUUUUUUUAAUGAUAUGAAAGUUAUCUAUUUGUUGUAUUUAAUUCUAUUUUUCCAGUUUUUAUUUGUUAGGGUCCGUUGACCCUCUAAGCCGUGAAGGGGGAACAAUUCUGUACCACUGUGUUGUUCUUCACGCCAGCAGAGAUUUCAUCUCAGUUACUGAAACCCUUUCAGAAAUAUUCCACCUUUCGCUCUGUGUCUCCUCUCUGUACACGACGCGGUGUUGUAGGACAGGAUAGCGGUGGGGGAGGUGGGGGGGGACGUGUCCGUGAACCCAGUUUGUCGGGUUCUUUCAUUUCUUUCACACGUCCAUGGUCAGGGUUGUAAAUGUGCCGUUUUAUCCUCCAUCAGUUCCUGUUGUUCAGAGUGUUGAUGUUAAAUGGGGAGGAUUUGGGUUUAUACAUGGAGGGAAUUUUUAUUUUUUUUUUUUUUUUUUUUUUUUUUUUUUUUAAACUAAGGUGUAAAGAGCGAAAGAGGAAUGAAAGAGUUGAAAGAAACGAAGCAUUCCAUCAUACUUAAAGGAAAAAAAAUGUGGAAAAAUAAACUGGUGGCUAAAUAAACAACAGAAUGGUGAAA
Molecule: messenger RNA, 2815 nt
Organism: Tachysurus vachellii
Lineage: Eukaryota; Metazoa; Chordata; Actinopteri; Siluriformes; Bagridae
Gene: p4hb
Product: prolyl 4-hydroxylase, beta polypeptide
Exons: 11
Coding region: 200-1732 (510 amino acids)
Biological process (GO): protein folding; response to endoplasmic reticulum stress
Cellular component (GO): endoplasmic reticulum
Molecular function (GO): protein disulfide isomerase activity
Source: RefSeq, a predicted model, not a curated record